Messenger RNA from Egretta garzetta (little egret), 558 nucleotides. RefSeq names its product interferon lambda-3-like. Lineage: Eukaryota; Metazoa; Chordata; Aves; Pelecaniformes; Ardeidae. The transcript is spliced from 5 exons. The record is from RefSeq and is a predicted model, not a curated record. Gene Ontology annotation, biological process: defense response to virus; positive regulation of immune response; innate immune response. Gene Ontology annotation, molecular function: cytokine activity. Bases 1 to 558 code for a protein of 185 amino acids.
AUGCUGUGCCUCGGCUUCGCCCCGCUGCUUGCGCUGGUGCUGGGGGCCACCCUGGGGGCCGCCUUCCCCCAGCAGGCCCCGAAGAGCUGCAGCCUGUCCAAGUACCAGUUCCUCGUGCCCCACGAGCUGAAGGCGGUGAAGAAGAUGAAGGAUCAUUUUGAGGACAUCAUGCUGCUGUCGGACCGCAAAUGCAACACCAUGCUCUUCCAUCGGAAAUGGAACGCGGCAGAGCUGUCGGUGCCCGACCGAGUGAUGCUGGUGGAAGCCGAGCUGGACUUCGCCACUGCUAUGCUGGGGCUCCCCGCUGACCCCAGGUUCGCCGAGACACGCCAGCGGCCCCUGGCCUUCCUCACCCAAGCCCGGGAGGACCUGCGAGGCUGCGUGGCCACAGAGGCUCCUUCGCAUCAGCCCUCCGGGAAACUGAGGCACUGGCUGCAGAAGCUGCAGAUGGCCAAGAAAACAGAGACUGAUGGCUGCCUGGAGGCCUCCGCCAUCCUCCACCUCUUCCAAGUGCUGAACGACCUGCGGUGCGCGGCGCUCCGGGAGCAAUGCACUUAG